This is a messenger RNA of Dromaius novaehollandiae (emu), 3007 nucleotides long. It is a transcript of the gene C18H17orf58, whose product is annotated as chromosome 18 C17orf58 homolog. Bases 15 to 1166 code for a protein of 383 amino acids. NCBI's taxonomy places the organism in Eukaryota, Metazoa, Chordata, Aves, Casuariiformes, Dromaiidae. The transcript is spliced from 5 exons. The record is from RefSeq and is a predicted model, not a curated record. Gene Ontology annotation, molecular function: protein binding.
AACUUUACUUCAGCAUGACAACUAAAGUGUUUUGGCUCCUCUGCUUUCUCAUUAGAUCAUCUUCCAGCUCAGUGGCCGGAUCCCUGCCCUAUGCUGGGAAACCCAUUCAGACCCUCAGCAAAGAUGCUUACACUUCAGCCGUCUCCACACCUGGCCAAGUCAAACUCCCAGCCUGGGGCACCAGCAGCGCUGGAGAAAAUCACACCGAACGGUGGCUUCUGUCCCCCACGAACAUGCAGUGGCCAAAACCUCCUGAAAUCCUCUCCCUCUCAUCAGACAAAAAGAAACGAACCAAGUCUUCUCUAGAAAACAAUACAGGGCUGAGGAAGCACCUCAGUCGGUACGGAGGGGCCCUGGCUCUGGAGAAUCCUACGGAGGGGCCCUCUCUUACCUCCUCGGACUUCAAUCACGCCAACAGAAAGUAUACGGACAGACGGCUGGCGGAGGCUGCCAACAGCGUGUCGGCUCAUUUCCAUCACGCAGCGUCUCCCUACCAAAAGAUCAGAUCCUUAGAAGAGGCGCAUCCUUUCCCAGAGCCUGGAGCGGUGGAGUCGGGGGAUGCUAACACGCUGCAUCACUUCAACCGACCAGGCAAGAUAAACCCCUACAAGUACACUGAUCCCUUAGAAAAGAUCACCAAACCCUCCUGGGUCACCAACCGCCAGUCGCCCAGCUUGCUAUAUCAUUUCAGCGUGCUAAAGAAAGAUGCCGACAAGGAGGAGGCAUGUCUGAACGAGUGCGGGAAAGAGAGAGACGAGGUGGAGGCCUACUGCACGAGCGAAUUUGCAGUGAAUGGAAUUGUUUAUAACAUGGAAAGACUGGGGAAUGGAGUCCACUUGAUUACUCUUUUGGUAAACAGCGAUGGAUUAUACAAGAUGAGUCGCCUGUAUAUUACUCCUGAUGGUUUCUUCUUCCGGGUUCACAUUCUAGUUGUGGAUACUUUAAACUGCAGUAAACCAUGCCCAGACUUUAAACUUGGCAGUAGAUACAUUGUGAUGGGUCGGAUCUACCACAAGAGACGACAGAUCCCCGCGACCCUGCUGCAGUUCCUGCGAGGGCGCCUGAGGCCAGGGGAUGGCUUGCUUAGGAGCAGCAGCAGCUACGUGAAAAGAUUCAACAGGAAGAGGAAUCGCAAAGUGCAAGGGGCUCACACGAAAUGUGGAUAAGGCUGCGGUAACCUCCUUUUAGGACACAGACAGCAGUACAGUUCAGCCACCAGAAUAAACCUGGUUUAGCAAUGAGAGGCAUUUCCACUUCAGCCUGACACUGGCUGUGGCAGGCACUUGUUUCUGUGCUUCAGCAGACACUAACCGAAUGUUCUGACUAGGUACCUACAUAUUGUGAAAUACAGCACAAAAAGCGUAAAGAACAUUAACUGUUCAUGAAUUUUCUCUAGCUGUUUUCUCAGGCUGUUAUUGCCUCCUCCACUAAAAUGUAUUCCUAAUAAUCUGUAGUAAUUAUAAAGUGAAAUUCUGGAGGCAUUGUUCUAGGUACACAAAAAGUAACUGAACUUCAAAAGCCUUAACCUUGAAAAGUGUUAGAUAAUACCAUAGUUUUAUCGGUAGAGAACGUCAGCUGUGUUUUCACACAACUCUGCUUAAAGCACUCUACGCAUUUAAUUCAAAAGAAUCAUUCCUGUUGUUCUGGUUUCCUCAGACAUGUCCAUAGUUCUGAUAAAACUUACACCAUUUUUCAAGUGGAGCUGCAUUUUCAUAUAAAGCACACAAAAUAGCUAUGCAAUUAUCCAAGUAUAUGAAUUCACUAACUGAAAGCAAAUCAAAUAACUGCAUAACACAAAUGCCCAAUUAGGCUUACAAGUAACUGCAUAAAUUGAUGCCAAGGAAUGCAAAAUAAGCAUGCAAUUGCAUGGACAUUUUGCAUGCCUGGUUACACUGUUAGUGCCUUAAACUUCAGUUCUAGAACUGUGUACUGAAUGUAAUUUUCCUGUGAGAAAUGUUAUCAAGUUUGUACUUGCACAUCAGUAAAGUUACUUUUAAGAUACAGUCUUUUACUUUUAGUACCCUUGAUGUGGUGAGAAUGCAAGACAUUAAUUAAAUGAAACCCCUGCAAGGGGAUUUUACUAUUUACUAUUCCAAGAGUCAAUAUUUCCCACAAAUCAUGGUCUUUAAAAGAAACUAAUAAAGCAUGAAUUCGUUUUUGGGUUCACUGUUCACUGUUUAUGAAACAAAGGCAUCUACAUGUUUGAAGAGCCAGCUACUAUUUUAAGAUACAAUUCAGACAGUGGUGCAGAAAAGUAACUGCUUCUUAAUACUGCUAGUAAGGAAAAGCAGUAGCUCAGAGUGCAUGCACAGAAAUGCCCAUAAAGAAUAUCGACCUUUUGAGCCAGAAGACUCUUUACAGCAAUGAUACCUUACAACUGUUUUAUAUAGCAUUGCAAUGCAAAUGUUCUGGGAAUAGUGUGAGGAAAAGAUUUUAGAGGAAAAAUUUUUUAUAAGUAUAAGGGGAAAUUGCAGUCUUAGGUUAAAAAACAUCUCCCCCACCCCACUUCCACGGAAUGACAUCUUUGAUAUGACCUGGAACAGCAAGCAGCGGCUCCUACAAGCAUUUUGUUUUGACGCAAGGUUAGUUCUGACAUCAAUUCUAUUUCUCUUCAAAGUCUGCAGCUUGGUUUAGUAUCACGGAAAAGCUAGAGUGGUGGAUAAGGAAAAAAAUAUUUUAAGAAAUUUUUUAUGUAAUGUAUUUCUUGAUAUGGAAUAGGAGAUAAAAUACUGAUAGCAAACAUCACCGUUUCCUGAAAUCCUAUCAAUUGUAAACCAGUACUUAUUUACAUUUUAGGACCCAGAAGACUUUUACUACAGGACAGAAAUCUGCUGGCAGCUUGUGUCUACCUAAAAAAAUAUUAUACUGUCUCACUUCUGCUAUGUGAAAGAAGAGUUUGCAUGGAGCAUGACAUAUAUUGAUGAAUUUUUCCUGAGUUUAAUAAGGGGGCUUUUUGCUUUGGCAGAAUGACUACUCCUGGCAGCAAAUCAAAGCACUGGAGUGGACC